Lucilia cuprina (Australian sheep blowfly) is the source of this 591-nucleotide messenger RNA. Its product is annotated as secreted RxLR effector protein 161-like. The transcript has a single exon. The coding region runs from base 1 to 591 and encodes 196 amino acids. The record is from RefSeq and is a predicted model, not a curated record. NCBI's taxonomy places the organism in Eukaryota, Metazoa, Arthropoda, Insecta, Diptera, Calliphoridae.
AUGUUGUCGCAAUUCUGCCAGGAUCCACAUAAACAACACUGGACUGCUGCAAUAUACAUUGUUAGAUAUUUGAAUACGACAAAGAAAUUUAAAAUAGUUUAUCGCAAAGAUAGUUUACCAUUAGUUGGUUAUGUUGACGCAAAUUGGGCCACAGACAUUAACGACAGAAAAUCUCAAACUGAUUUUUGUUUCUCCCUAGCAGGUGGUGCCAUUUCAUGGGAAUCAAGAAAACAACGUGUUGUAGCAACCUCUAGCGCUGAGUCGGAAUAUAUCGCUCUUGCAGAAGCAUCUAAAGAAGCUUACUACUUGAGAUAUCUACUAAGUGAAUUGGAGUACUUAAAUGAUAAUGCAACUAUAGUAUACAUUGACUCCCAAAGUGCGCAACAAAUGGCCAAAUUUGGAGGCCAUCAUUCAAGGACCAAACAUAUAGAUUAUAAAUACCAUUUUAUACGCCAAGCUGUUGAAGACAAAAUAAUAGAUGUCCAAUAUAAGCCGACUUCCGAGAUGGUGGCACACGUUUUAACAAAACCACUACCCAACAUUAAACAUAAUUUUUGCAUUUCAUCAAUGGGUAUUCAAGUAACCAUUUAA